Acanthosepion pharaonis is the source of this 471-nucleotide messenger RNA. The record is from the annotation of a GenBank genome assembly. NCBI's taxonomy places the organism in Eukaryota, Metazoa, Mollusca, Cephalopoda, Sepiida, Sepiidae.
AUGAUAAUGGCUGUGUUACGAAGCACUGUGCGACAAGCAGUGAAGCCUUUCACUUCGUUACCCAUUAACCUCAGAGCUUUCCAUAGUGAAUUCAUUAAAUGUUCGUCAACCACAAGCAACCUAGAUAGCACCAAUAAAACCGAAGACUCCCUCAUCAUAAGUGACCGAUGUGUCUUGAAAAUGAAGAAGAUGGGUUCACCACACUGUUUUCUCCGGGUGUCCGUUGAAGGCGGAGGUUGCUCGGGUUUCCAAACAAAAUUCGAUCUGGACACUGCAGUGAAAGAAGAUGACCGACUUUUCGAGCGAGAUGGCGUUAAAGUUGUAAUUGACGUCGAUUCGUUAGAAUUCUUGAAAGGAUCUACGAUAGACUACGAGGAGGAACUUAUACGAAGCUCAUUCGCCAUUACAAAAAACCCUCAGGCUGAUCAAGGUUGUUCAUGUGGAGCUUCUUUUUCUCUUAAGGAUUUGUGA